This is a messenger RNA of Humulus lupulus (European hop), 1701 nucleotides long. Its product is annotated as transcription factor RAX2-like. The transcript is spliced from 3 exons. The coding region runs from base 317 to 1519 and encodes 400 amino acids. The record is from RefSeq and is a predicted model, not a curated record. NCBI's taxonomy places the organism in Eukaryota, Viridiplantae, Streptophyta, Magnoliopsida, Rosales, Cannabaceae.
AUAUCACCUUUUUGAAAUUCUGUGACUGAUCUCUAUUCCCUUCCUUCCAUGUAUGUCUCUCCUUCUCCAGCUAUUAUACUAUAGUACCCUCUCUCUCUCCUCUCCUUUCUCUUCUGUCUUUUUAUAUAUAUAAUUAACGUUAUCAUUAUCGUUAUCAUCAAUUGGUAACAACCAGCAAAGUUAGAGAGAGAACUAGCUACCUCAACUCUUAGCUAGAGCUUAUACUUAUUGACCUCACCAACAUAAACCACUUUAACCCACCAAAACAAAAACCAGUCUAAAGAGAAGAAGAAGAAGAAGAAAAAAAAAAAAAACCAUGGGAAGAGCUCCUUGCUGUGACAAAGCCAAUGUCAAGAAAGGCCCUUGGUCACCUGAAGAAGAUGCCACACUUAAGGCUUAUAUUGAGCAAAACGGCACCGGUGGCAACUGGAUUGCUUUGCCCCAGAAGAUAGGGCUUAAGAGAUGUGGGAAGAGCUGUCGUCUCAGGUGGCUGAAUUAUCUCCGGCCAAACAUCAAACAUGGGGGUUUUUCUGAAGAGGAAGAUAACAUUAUUUGCAGCCUAUAUCUAAGCAUAGGAAGCAGGUGGUCAAUCAUUGCAGCUCAGUUACCAGGGCGAACUGAUAAUGAUAUAAAGAACUACUGGAACACUAGACUGAAGAAGAAGCUCUUGGGAAAACAGCGGAAAGAACAGGCCGCCGCGGCCGCCGCCGCUACUAAUCAGGCGGCUCGCCGAACCAACAACGUCAACAACAACAACCUCAUGAAUAAGCCAGAAAUCAAAAGAGAAGCCACCACUACUAUUACUUUUGAUCAUAAUAACAAUAUUCUUCUUCCGAGUGGCUUUAUGAGUCACCAUCAGACCCCGUACUGGCCAGAACUACCUGCAGUGACGGCUAUGGCGCCUCAUCAUCAUGUGGUGAAUAGCAAUCAAAACUACUACGAUGUUUCUCAACUCAAGGACCAAGAAGCUGCCGCCUCUAUAAAGAGCUUUCUUCUCAAACUCGGAGGAAGAUUCUCUGAAACUGACAGUAGUAGUACGACUACCACCACAACUUCCACCCCAGAUUUUCAUGAGUACCCUUUUGAUCAAUCAUUAUAUCAUCAAACUUCAACCUUUGAUCAUCAACUGCCAAUUAUGGGCCAUGGCCAUUACGCUGAAGCAGAUCAAGUCAUUGGUGGUGGUAUUGGUCUACCAAGCAUGGAUCCGGGGCUUGAGAAACUGCAGGAUGAGCUAAGCCAGUUGAUUUACACCGACCCAGUUCAAGAUAUUUCAUUGUUAGAUGGUUCCGACCAUGAGGGUUUCUAUGGGUCAAUGGAAAAGGUCGGGACCGCCGGAAGCAGCAGCACUACCGGAGCGGCCAGUACUACCACUAAUUCUGGGGACAGUGGAAUUAGCUCUUUGGUUAACAAUAAUUACCCUUCAAUGCUUUCCGACUAUUAUGGAAACUACCAGCCUCAUCAUCAUCAACAUCAUCAAGAUUCUACUUAUGGAUAUGUCUUUCAAAACGAUCAUCAAUAAUGCAUGUAAUGAUGAUGACAAUCAAAUAGCUCUUAGCAAUAUUGUAAAUGCAUGUGAGGUUACUAUAAUCAGAUCUUUCAUAACUAGCUAGCUAGCCCUUUAGGCCAGGGAAAAAAAAUUCCGAAGAAUUUGUUAUGAGGAGGGGAGAUUCACAUUAAAUUUAAGGGUUUUGUUUGUUUUAA